AUGACGACCAUUAAACCCGCAGUGUGCUGGGGCUGGCUGAGAUGUGAACACUACAGUGGAAACAACUAACCAUAAUGGCGACUGCUGGUGGAGCAGCAGACCCUGGAUCAACAGCCCUGACAGGGACCAGUGGCAUCUUCAGAGGAGGUCCUUCAGAGAUGCCCGGCUCCUCAGGCACCACUCAGAGUAUGAAGAAGACCAUUGGCCACCGGGGCGUUGAGACCACCACCGGAGAGACCACCUACAAAAAGACGACGUCGUCCGCCCUCAAAGGUGCCAUUCAGUUGGGCAUCACUCACACGGUGGGCAGCUUGAGUCAGAAGGCCGAGAGGGACGUGCUCAUGCAGGAUUUUGUCGUCGUCGAAAGUAUCUUUUUCCCCAGCGAAGGCAGUAACCUGACUCCGGCUCAUCACUACAGCGAUUUCCGUUUUAAGACCUACGCUCCCAUCGCCUUCCGUUAUUUCCGAGAGCUGUUUGGCAUUCGGCCAGACGACUACCUGUAUUCUCUAUGUAACGAGCCACUGAUUGAGCUCUCCAACCCUGGAGCCAGCGGAUCGCUCUUCUACGUCUCCGGUGACGACGAGUUCAUCAUCAAAACUGUUCAGCACAAAGAGGCGGAGUUUCUCCAGAAGCUCCUUCCUGGAUACUUCAUGAACAUCAACCAAAACAAGCGGACAUUGCUGCCCAAGUUCUACGGACUUUAUUGCGUCCAGGCAGGCGGCAAGAAUAUUCGUAUCGUUGUUAUGAACAAUCUCCUACCCCGGAUAAUCCCCAUGCACCUCAAAUACGACAUGAAAGGAUCCACUUAUAAGAGACGGGCCUCACCUAAGGAGAGGGAAAAGGGCAAUCCCACGUACAAAGACCUGGAUUUUAUCCAGGAUUUGCCCGACGGCCUGCAGCUGGAAGCAGACAAUUACAACGCUCUUUGCAAGACAAUACAAAGGGACUGCCUGCUCUUGCAGAGUUUCAAAAUCAUGGACUACAGUCUGCUGAUGGGCAUUCACAACAUGGACCAGGCCAAUCGGGAGCGCGCCGGGGGCUUUUCCGGGGACAGCGGCGGGUCGGAGGGAGCGGUGACGCCAGAUCAGCGCCGGCCUCAAGCCCAGAAAAGUCUUUACUGUACCGCCAUGGAGUCCAUCCAAGGGGAGGCUCGGGGAAAGGGCGCUUUGGAUUCCGAAGACCACAUGGGAGGCAUUCCGGCUCGGAAUGGAAAAGGAGAGCGCUUACUCAUCUACAUCGGCAUCAUAGACAUCCUCCAGUCUUACAGAUUUGUUAAAAGGUUGGAACACUCCUGGAAGGCAUUGGUGCACGAUGGGGACACCGUUUCAGUUCACAGACCUGGCUUCUACGCAGAGCGCUUCCAACAGUUCAUGUGCAACACGGUGUUUAGGAAAAUUCCACUGAAGCCUUCCCCAUCUAAGAAGAGCCGCAGCGGAGGUCAAGCGGGUCUUAGGAGGGCUCCCACUUUGGGAGCUCCCACCCCACUCUCCCACGCUACGGGGCAGUCGGCCAUGGACCCCAGACUGGUUUAUCGCCCCCAUUUUAAAAGCACAGAGUCGGAAGGAGACGGCGUAGUUCAGGCAGGCAGACCGGAUCUGGUUCCCAGGACCCCGCCGCUGCAUGACAACCCCGCUGACUGCGAGGCCAACCUCUCCACCUCGUCUGUAGGCAGCUUAGAACUUGGUUCCUCUCCUCCUCUAAGGUCCGUCGGGGUGGAGGUGCACAAAUCAGCUCACACCGACAAUGAACCGGGUGCUUUUCACAGCUUCGAGGUGGACGGCAGCGGAGACAAUUCAGCCCACCUGUCCGGAAGUGAAGACGUAGUUUCAUUGUCUGACAUCAUCCCCGAGACUAACAUCAAUUUUUAAACAUUUUGACAAAGUGCCAUCCGAAGAGGACGCGUGCCUGAAGGUGGGCAGAGUGAAGGACGGCGAAAGCAGCCCAUCCACGUCAGACCCCCCCUGCACCCGUUUCCCCCCCAACACAUGCAAGGUUUGGCGGAUGAAUCUGCCUGGUGGAGGAAACGCUAAGACGGGCAGCUGUGUAUGUAGUCUUUCCCAGCCGCCAACACCCGUCCCAAAUCACCAAGAAUGAGGGUUAUGACCACAAUUAUGUCUUUGUAUCAAUUCAAUUUUUCUUUCUCCUCAUCUGAGAUUUGUGAGAGUAGUGAAAUGAGUCACUUUUUGAAGUGCGCGUGUGGGCACAGAUGGGAGCAGCACACACUGAAGUGAGUCUGAGUGGGAUCAGAGUUGCGUGACGCCAUUUAUUUUAGUCUUCCUCUUACAGCACAUCAUCUUCCACUCGGUACCGCUGGCGCUUUGAGCCGCCCCGUGUUCUUCCCCCCAAGCCCCUUAUCGGCAAAUAAGAGGCUACACCCCCCCCCCCCACUAAAAUCACGUUGUCUUAAAAUAAUGGAGCAUUUUCUUCAAGUAGUAGUAGAGGGAUGGAUGGAACCAGUGCUUGACGAUUAAGUAGGUUUUCAUGGAAAUGCUGGAAGCCGUUGCGGUGCUGCUGAAUGUAUACGUCCCCCCCUUUCUUUAUAGAAUGUGUCUUAUUAAAAUGGAAGAAUGCAUCUGGAUCAUGAUAAGUGCAGUUGGCAGCAAGCACAUGCGCUUCGAUGAAGUAUUAAGGCGACGGCGACGGCCAUUCUGCAGAUGUGGUCAUUUUGUCUGCCGUGUCUGUGCCUUUGUUUUUUUUUUUUCUUCUCUCAACUCUCUCAAUUUUUUGUCCCCUCAUCUGCCAUGUGAUUCACGACUGAUCAUUUCUUUUAACAGUAAACACAAACUUGCCUUAUCACUUCAACGGAAACCAUCCGGCUAUCAUUUGAGUGUCUCUUGUCUGCAUUUUCAAAAAUGUCGUCAUGUGAAAGAGUAUCAUGGCCACACUGAAAGAAAAAAAAAAAAAAAUCUUAAUUUUAAGUGAACGGCUGUGUAGAGUUUUGGAUGUGUGGAGUUUUGGUCGUCGAGUUGAAAUAAAGCAAAUAGACCUUUUUUUUUUUUUUUAUGGUUGAACAAGUGUUUAUGACAAAAAUCAUCCAAAUAGAGCAGAAUUGUUUGCAGUUUUUAACAAUGUUUCAUGCAAGGCAACCUUUACAUGUAAUAUGCUUUGUUUAUGUCUGACCAUUAUUGUAAACUUAAAUUCAGUCUUUUUACAUAAUGCAACUGUCCUCACAUUUUCUUUCUCCUAAUCAGUGUGGCCUUAAUACUUGCUUGUACCUUUUUGGUUAAGUGUUUGGAAGGAUCAGUGUGUCAAGGAGGAACUUUCACAAAUUGGAAUUGUACUUAAAAGUGUCUUCCAAGAAGCUGCCGUGUUGCAACUCCUGUCGAAAGUGACAACACACGUCGGCUUAGGGUUGCAUUAUUUGUUUUGCCCAAAAAUCUCCCCUUUUUUUUUUUUUUUUUUUUUUUUUUUUUUUUUUAACCUGCCUUUUCCUCCACCUCUGAGCUCAUAUAGUUUUACUCAUACAAACGAAAAUGUCACUAAUUCCCCACAGCUCAGCGGUUGGGAAUCUGCUUUUUCUUUUCUCGUUUAACAGACAAAUAAUAACGAAUGUCUGUUGUUGAUCAUUUCUGCUGGUUACAGAAAUGGCAACUUGCCUGAAUACACUCCUGGACCAAAAAUAAUGAACUCUUUGUACAACUGUGUGUUUUCAUAAAACUUUAGAUUUUUUUUUUUUUGCUUUAAUCAUGUGUAGUGUUUGUGUUGUUACUGUUUAAAACAACACGAUCACGUGACAGGCAGGGUCACACCCCCCCCCCCCCCAUUCCUUUUUACACCAGUGAGAGAUUUCCUCAUAGCAAGUGACUUGAGCAAGACGUCAUCCCAUCUACUGUAAUCUCAGCCACAUGUGCUCUAUGCAGCAGAGAAACCGAAGGGAGGGGAUGAUUAUCGACUGAAAAAAAAAAAAAAAGUUAGUUCAAAUGUGUGUUUUCUAAGCCAGGCAGUGCACCAAAGAGGAAUCGGAGCAACUCAAUUUGAAAAACUUCAUUAUUGAUUAGUGGUAAUGACACUGGUUUGACCUGUGUUUGAGAAUUUUGAAACUGGAUUGUUUUGUUUUGUUUCCAAAAUUGUUUAAUAUUUAAGAUAUAUCUGAUGUAUGUAUAUGUCCAGUGAUUUUUUUUUUAAUUUUAGUUUAGAGACUGGAGAUAUUUAGACCAACACAUUCCUGUGACAUUCUAGUAUAAUUUACUACGUUCGUGUUAGCGUGUAGUCUUUUAAGUAAUAUUUGUGGUGUUUAAGCAGAAAUGGAAAAGAUCCAUUUAAGGUUUUGCCAAGCUCAUAGGCUCCAUUUUGUUGCGUUGUAUUUUUGACGGUCGGUGCUGUGUAAUGGCUGGAAUGCAAUCUUUCUCCGCAUGACAUUGCUGCACAAGUGAAAUAUCCUCCUCUGGUGCUUUAACGUGGCGACACUACAUUUUGUUUUAGCGCGAAUGCAAUAUUAUGAACCACAAUCCGCCACCACUCACUAUACAGAGAAGUAUAUUUAUUUAAAGACUCGGCUUGAAAUGAACGAAAUUGUGUGAUUGUACUUGUCCAGAAGGAUUUCGCAAUCUUUUUACCUAUUAUAUAUACGGAGAGGGAGUACGUGACAACUUUUUCUAUUUCCGAUUGUGAUACGAUAAAUAGAAUUGUAUUCUCUCAUAACAAAUCUGGGUUGUUCAUUUGCUAUUUUUUUUUUUCUACAUGAAUGUUUCACAUGAGCCAAUAAUGCUGGUUGUCCAAUAUGCUUCACUGACUAUAUUUCUACAAAGUGUGUGUACAAACAAAAGUGUGUAUAAUGUAAAUAGAAGUCACUGAAAUGCCUUCUCAUGCAAUAUGUGCUGCCUGUUUGUCCUGCCAUGAUUCAGUUAUGUGGUGGUGAUGUUUUCAUGCAUUCAAAGGAUUAAACUCCAGUUUUGUAAAUCUUU
Messenger RNA from Syngnathus typhle (broad-nosed pipefish), 4904 nucleotides. RefSeq names its product phosphatidylinositol 4-phosphate 5-kinase type-1 alpha-like. Gene Ontology annotation, biological process: phosphatidylinositol metabolic process. The transcript has 16 exons. Bases 75 to 1868 code for a protein of 597 amino acids. Lineage: Eukaryota; Metazoa; Chordata; Actinopteri; Syngnathiformes; Syngnathidae. The record is from RefSeq and is a predicted model, not a curated record. Gene Ontology annotation, molecular function: phosphatidylinositol kinase activity.